AUGGGCAAUGAGGAGAAAUUAGAUUCGACGUACUUAAAAAAAGAGAAGGCUUCCAUUGGCAUAACAGAACUUCAUAUUUUAUUAAUAUUGACAGAACUUCAUAUUUUAUUAAUAUUGACAGAACUUCAUAUUUUAUUAAUAUUGACAGAACUUCAUAUUUUAUUAAUAUUGACAGAACUUCAUAUUUUAUUAAUAUUGACAGAACUUCAUAUUUUAUUGAUAUUGACAGAACUUCAUAUUUUAUUGAUAUUGACAGAACUUCAUAUUUUAUUAAUAUUGACCGAACUUCAUAUUUUAUUGAUAUUGACAGAACUUCAUAUUUUAUUAAUAUUGACAGAACUUCAUAUUUUAUUAAUAUUGACAGAACUUCAUAUUUUAUUAAUAUUGACAGAACUUCAUAUUUUAUUAAUAUUGACAGAACUUCAUAUUUUAUUAAUAUUGACAGAACUUCAUAUUUUAUUAAUAUUGACAGAACUUCAUAUUUUAUUAAUAUUGACAGAACUUCAUAUUUUAUUAAUAUUGACAGAACUUCAUAUUUUAUUAAUAUUGACAGAACUUCAUAUUUUAUUAAUAUUGACAGAACUUCAUAUUUUAUUAAUAUUGAUAGAACUUCAUAUUUUAUUAAUAUUGACAGAACUUCAUAUUUUAUUAAUAUUGAUAGAACUUCAUAUUUUAUUAAUAUUGACAGAACUUCAUAUUUUAUUAAUAUUGACAGAACUUCAUAUUUUAUUAAUAUUGACAGAACUUCAUAUUUUAUUAAUAUUGACAGAACUUCAAGCGCCUGUGAUUGAACUUAUAAAGAUGCUUAAAUCCGUGUCAAAAUAUAGGACAACUGACAAAAAUCGAUACAAUGAUAAAACCUAUGAAACAACAUAA
This is a messenger RNA of Lottia gigantea (owl limpet), 876 nucleotides long. RefSeq lists its product as hypothetical. NCBI's taxonomy places the organism in Eukaryota, Metazoa, Mollusca, Gastropoda, Lottiidae. Bases 1 to 876 code for a protein of 291 amino acids. The transcript is spliced from 2 exons. The record is from RefSeq and is a predicted model, not a curated record.